Messenger RNA from Manduca sexta (tobacco hornworm), 2470 nucleotides. RefSeq names its product nitric oxide-associated protein 1. The record is from RefSeq and is a predicted model, not a curated record. Gene Ontology annotation, molecular function: GTP binding. NCBI's taxonomy places the organism in Eukaryota, Metazoa, Arthropoda, Insecta, Lepidoptera, Sphingidae.
CAAAACGGCACAAUUGACACUUGACAGAACUCCGAUCACCGAUGUGAAGUGAAAUCUGUCAAAACAAAUCUUGAAUCGUGACCUGUUUUUAUUAAAAACAUAGUUUUGUGUUUUAUUUAAUUUCAGUGAGAAUGGACACGCAUUGUAACAUUUGAAUAAUUUCAUGGCAUCGGUGUGUGAUUCAUCGCCAUGUUGCAUUCUUUGUCUACAGUUUUGAGGUUAUGUCGGAAAAAUAAUAUUUGCAAUUAUGUUAUAAUUAACCGACUCUGCACAACGAAUGCUGUUCGAAAUGAAGAGAAACCGGACAAAAAUAAGGAUUUUAAGUAUUUAUUGCAACAAUAUAAGGAUAAAAUCUCAUUCAACUCAUACUUAGAACAUGAGAAAUUGGAAUUAGGUCAUUUCAAAUAUUACGUGAAAACGAUAAAAAGAGCGAAGCAAGUGCAAGUGAGGGAGUAUAAAGAAAAGUGUUUGCCCCCUCUGCCUGUCGCUUUGCAGUAUUACGUCGACAAAGACAGGUUGUUGAAGGAGGAAAAUGAGGCACCAGUUACAGAGCCCGAGCGUGAUUACCAGUUGCCUUACGCAAACGCAACCAAGGUUAAAUAUGACGACAACGCCGACGCUUUGCCAGAAAAUCUGAAAUCUAUUAAGAAAACGGAUUCCACAGAAUUCGAUAGAUCUAACAUAAACAAGUGGAUGACCAAUUAUGAACACUUUGAUGAUAGCAUGUUAAUGUCUGAGGAGGAAGUGCAAGACACUAUCCAGUGGCAAAAAUGUUAUGGCACCCCUGACCCCUCCGCUAGGGUAACAUCUGUGCCAUGCGGUGGGUGUGGUGCUCUCCUGCACUGUAGUGAUCCAGCGAUACCUGGUUAUUUGCCAAGUGAGAUACUUAAGAACAGUAGUAUGACAGACUUAAAGUUGGUGGAGUGUCAGCGAUGCCAUUUCCUCAAAGAAUACAAUAUUGCACUGGAUGUGAGUGUACAACCUGAGGAGUAUGAGAAGCUACUACAAUCUAUCAGAUAUGUGAAAUCAUUGGUGUUGGUCAUGGUUGACUUGUUAGACUUCCCAUGCUCAAUAUGGCCCGGAAUUAUAGAUAUUGUCGGCACUGAACGACCCAUCAUUAUUGUUGCAAAUAAGGUGGAUUUAAUUCCAGGUGACAGUAUAGGAUACCUAAAAAGAAUCAAAGAAUCCCUUAUGGCAGAAAUAAAUAAGACAAAACUAGGAGAAGCCAAUAUCAAAUAUGUCGCCCUAAUUUCUGCCAAAACUGGAUAUGGUGUUGAAAACCUUAUAUCAGCCAUGUUCAAGAUGUGGCUUUACAAGGGUGAUGUAUUCCUUGUGGGGACUACAAAUGUGGGUAAGAGCUCGUUGUUCAAUGCUCUUCUGCAGUCAGACUACUGUAAAGUGCAUGCUGUAGACAUUGUCAAAAGAGCAACAGUAAGUCGUUGGCCAGGUACCACUCUUAACCUCCUCAAAUUCCCCAUCAAUAGACCCUCAGGCUGGAAGAUACACCAGAGGGCGCAAAGACUAGAAUCCGAGGCUAAACUCAUGCAGACUGAAAAGCAAAUACGUAGAGAACAACUCGUAGGAAAAGUGCCAACAGAAGCGCCCGCCCUGAUCGGACACAUCGGUCGCACGUUCAACAUAUCGGGGGAUAUGCCGGGGAGUGACGGCUUAAUCGAUAAGACGAGUAUGAUUUUGGACGAAAAAAACGAGCUAUUUGCUAAUAGCAAGUGGCUGUAUGACACCCCUGGAGUCAUACACCCCGAUCAAGUGCUAUCACUUUUGAGUACAGAAGAAUUGCUUCUGACUAUCCCCAAGAAGCUCAUCAGACCUCAAACUUAUUAUUUGCAUGAGGGAUCUACUAUAUUCAUUGGUGGUCUUGCACGCAUUGACUUCGUCGAAGGAGAAGCGCCAUGCCGUUUCACGAUAUUCUGUUCAGAGAGUUUGCCCAUCACAGUCACACAGACACAGGACGCUGAUGAAGUAUACGAAAAGUUCUUAGGGACUGAGCUAUUCGCGGUGCCUACUGGGGGGGCUGAGAGACUCAAAAACUGGCCAGGGUUGAAGGAAUUCGAUACAUUACUCGAGUUCCAAGGGGAGGGACCUAAAUGGUGUUGUGGAGACAUAGUUCUGUCAUCUAUAUCCUGGGUUUCGGUGACCGCAAAGAUGCGAUCGGCGUGUAAGAUCCGAGCCUGGACGCCAGAGGGGAGAGGGAUAUACCGACGUUACCCAUCGCUACUGCCGUAUUCUGUUAACUUAAAGGGCAAGCGAUUGCGCGACACACCCGCUUAUAUGGUGGGCAGAGUAUUCUCUGAGGAUGAAUAGACUUUGUACGAGUGAAGUUAUUGUAAAAUUUGACGUGCAAAUGGGGGCGUUGAGACUGACAAUGUGUAGUGUGCAUGCAUCGUAAAAAUCCUGUAAAUAAAUAAUGUACGAAUAAAAAUUUGUGUAUCACAAAUUUUCAUUAAGCUCU